Molecule: messenger RNA, 2785 nt
Organism: Parus major (Great Tit)
Lineage: Eukaryota; Metazoa; Chordata; Aves; Passeriformes; Paridae
Product: MARVEL domain-containing protein 3-like
Exons: 3
Coding region: 864-1841 (325 amino acids)
Cellular component (GO): membrane
Source: RefSeq, a predicted model, not a curated record
UAUAUUUAUUUAGUUUAUAAGACCCAAAGGAGAUGGACGAAGGUUAUCAGGCCUUGAUCAGUCCAAAUUAAAGCGACUGCAGGCACUUCUGCAGGAAUGUUGAAGGGCCGUGAUGAAGGCGAAUGAGUCUAAAGAUUGCUCAGGUGUUUGAAGUCUGUGUUUCCCUGUUUUACAGGUCUGGCCUUAAUUAUGAAAAGAUAAAGACACUUUCAGCAAAUAACAGCCUGGUAGUAUUUAAUACAGAAUUAUCAGGGUAUAGCUUCUUGCCAGCUUUCUUUCAGCCCAGCGCAGCUUUGCCUGUACCUAAAGUUUAUGCAAGUCGUAGGUGACGUUUGGUACUGGCUCUGUUGACACCCACGGGUGCCCUCCUGUUAGAAACUCCCAGGACAAAGGUCACAGCCUGCUCUUCCAAGACUUCCCUGUGCCAGUGGCAGCUGUGUGCACACUCAUGCAGUGCACUGGCACUUGCUGGGCUUAAUGCUUUACCUGAGACACAACAUUGAAGAAGACAAGAUUCACUUCUUGGUGGUAACGAUCCCUUAUCCUGGCAGCAAAGGCAGGAGAAUCAGAGCAGACCUAGUAAAUAAGCUAAGUGCAAUAAAUGUCAAGUAUAGAAACAUUGCAUUACCUUGAUAAAAAGGAAAAGGUAAAGAAAAACUUCCAGCUUUAAUGAAGUUACCUUGUAGUUUAAAGGGGUUUACUUUCACUUCUUAAAGAGGUCUGUACUAAUUUUGAAUCAACGUGGAAUGGAAGUGAAUGCUGGUCAAUGAAUAACUUUUUAGGUGGAGCAAUAAAAUGAACUGGUUUUGUUUCUCUGGCUCAGGAAGUUAUUUUAGAAGGAGAGGAUACAUCUGAGAAACAAGAUGUCUCAUGCCGGGAGUCGAUACCAAGAUAAGCAAUACAGGCACCAAGAGAACCAUAGAUCUGAUAGAUACAAGGAAGACAGAAGAGCAAGAAAACCAUACCCAUACAAUGCAAGAGACAUCCGAGGUGGCCAGCACCCAAGGACUUCUACUGUUUGCUCAGACCCUUACUCUAAAACCUCAGGAGCAGCACAAGAAUAUUUUGGCCCACCACCUGAGUUUUAUCCUCCCAAGGAGAGCUUCUCAAUGAAGUGUUCAAAGGUAUGCACAACAAGAGGCAUUUUGAAGUUUGUGGAAAUCACGGUUAACCUCCUGGUGCUGAUUUGCGUGGGCGCUUCCCAAGCCUCCGUUGCAGGCUUCACGUCCCUUGGAGGCUUGGGAUCCUUUAACCUGAAUUCGGCCUACAGCCCCUUCGAGGGCACAGAGCUGCGGGAGGUGAGGGAGCUGGACAUGCAGUUCACCCAGAUGAGAGCCCCUUGUGUGUAUGGCGGAGUGGCCUUCAGCUUAACAGCGGCCACGCUCACCCUUGUCUUCCUCGUCGUGGGGGCAAAACCCAUCCAGCAGCUCCGGACAGGGCUGCUGGUAGGCGAAUGUGCCUUCAGCCUGCUGGCUGGCCUGGCGUACCUGGUGGCCGUGGGGCUCUACCUGCACUUUGUCAGGCAGGUGAACGCCACCGAGGUGUGCAGGAGGCGCGAGCGGCUCUACGCCCGCCGUGGCUACACCUCCAUGAACUGCGCCGUCCAGGGCGGCGACGCGGCCGUCGGCCUCUUUGGGGUCAUCGCUUCCUGCCUGUACUUCGCCAGCUUUGUGGUCUGCAUCCUUGCCAUCCGCACCGUCCGGGCCUUCCAGAGCCACACGGCCAAGGCUCAGCACAGCCCCAAGGGCAGCGUUAGAGACAGAAGUGUGAGAAAACACCACGCCGUGCACAGGACCUCUGAAAGCUCCCACAGCGUCCAGGCUCUCGCCACGUUAGUGUGAAAUCAGCUCUGGGACUGUGCCAGAGAACUGAGGCUUCAGCAAAGGAUGGACGCUCGCAAACAGGCAGCCAGCCCACAGUAUAUUUUCCUACAGGGUGCUGAAGCGUGUAUUGAAUCACCGAUUAUAACCACGCUGCUACAACAUGACGUAAUAAAAUCGACAUUGAGUGACUGUUUUAAUGAGGAUUUUUGCACCGGUCUCUCAAGCUGGACCCCUGCAUUUAAAAUGCAUUUGAUUGUAAUGUUUUCAUCCUGCACAGAGCAAAUCCAAACAGCAGUGGGCUUCUAACAGGUUACAGCUGCGUUGCUGCCGAACUUGUGCUAACAACCACUUCUUUUCCACACCCGUGACAUAGGGAAUUGAAUACACAGCUAGGAUGGGCAGCUUUCAACAGAUCCUGUGCCUGUUGUGCGUCCUGUUCCUUCAUCCUACAUCCCACAGUGCUUACAAAGCAAAGGACACCCGAGCGCUUCUCUGAAUCGUGUCUGAAGUUACACUUGUGACCUUUUUUGCCUGGGCUAGUGAAGCGUUUUAUCUUUUGAGUCACGGGGGUUGACACAUGCCGAUCAUGUGCUCCCUGAGGAAUGCCGCUGGGGGGAACUAGCUGCAGUGUCAAAGGCAGCAUUCAGGGUCCUCACCCAGUUUCCUGCAACAUUUUCCCAUCUCACUGAGCACAGGUCAGAACCGGGGGGACAUCACACUGGUCAGGUAUCAGCUUAGUAAAGAUACCAUUUGUUCCCUGUAAGCACCUAAACAAGGUUUGGCUUGCUGACUCCACAGCCAGUGGUGGGCAGAGCCUGAAUCAGGAAUGUGCUGCCUGCCCCAGAAUGCUGUAACAAUGACAGAAAGAACAUGUAUCCUUCCAAUAUCUAAACAGGCAAAGCAUGAGUGAACAGCAGUAAUUGUAUGCCCCAGGGUUGAGAAAAUAAAUUUAAGAGAACAUC